Molecule: messenger RNA, 2136 nt
Organism: Fonsecaea multimorphosa CBS 102226
Lineage: Eukaryota; Fungi; Ascomycota; Eurotiomycetes; Chaetothyriales; Herpotrichiellaceae
Exons: 12
Coding region: 1-2136 (711 amino acids)
Biological process (GO): regulation of DNA-templated transcription; DNA-templated transcription
Molecular function (GO): DNA-binding transcription factor activity, RNA polymerase II-specific; DNA binding; zinc ion binding
Source: RefSeq, a predicted model, not a curated record
AUGGCAUCGGCACCCCGAGCCCGGCUUAAACUUGUGCAGGUGUCGGGAAAGUCUCGACGAUCCGUAGCCUGCAACCAAUGCAGGGCAAAGAAGAUCCGGUGCAAUGGUGACAUUCCAUGCGACAACUGCCUGGAUCGAGCCGAAGAAUGUGUCAUCACACACAGACGACGUCCGCGCCUCCAGAACACCCCCAACCCUGCUGAGAUUAUGGUUGUGCAAGGAAACAGCAAGCAACACAGUAAUCCAGACCCAUACUCUGAGUCAAAUGAUCAUGUGUUGGCACCUCCUUCAGAGCAGGAAAACCAGACGAUUUCGCACUCGCAACUACUGAUCUCAACUCCUCAAGAACCCCAAUACUCUACAACAACAACACAGGAGCAGAGUGAGCCACCGAUCGAUGUCUUCACCAACCAAGAUGUUGGGCAAGAGGAUAACAGCCUCUACGCGACAGACACGCUCAAUUUUGAGUACUAUGGCCCUCGCUGUAUGAUGUCUUUCUACUCCCAGCCUGCUGUGGACUGGGUAGAUUCGAAGAUAAAGACGGCAGACUAUUCCAGCACUGUGAGACGUCUCGUUCGGGAGUCGGCUCGAAUGCUCAAAAUGAGCCGCGAUGCCUUGUCAUCAUGCAGAGAGCCGGAGCCCGCCGCGGAAGUUGCGUGGCAAUACACAAAUGGCAAGUCUUCGUUUAAUGUCCUCUAUUCUUACUUUGCAGAGGGACUGGACCUCCCUUGGGGCCUUGUGGAGCGCACUUUAUUUGAAUCCCGGCUUCGGGCACAUUUCAGUGGGACCAAUAAUCCGGUCACAGACGACAAGGGCUGGUACGCGCUACGCAACAUCAUCUGGGCGCACGGGUGCCAGAUUGUUCUUUCCAAGACUAGGACCUUCCACGAGGCGUUACAGACCUCGUGGGCUUUCUUCCAAAACGCACUUUCUGUGCAUACUGAGAUCCUGUUCUUACAUACAUCGUUGAUUGGUGUACAGGCCCUCAUAUCAAUGGCAUACUUCAGUGAGGGUAUAGGUGAAGUAUCUUUACAGUAUACAUUAUGUACAGACGCUCUACGACUUGCGUGCUCGAAAGGUCUCCACAGACAGCCCUCGCACUCUUGGAAGAUUCCGCCACAUGAAGUCAAGCAUAGAAACUGGAUAUUCUGGUCCAUUUAUUGUCUGGAGAAACAAAUAUGCUCCCGUUCGGGUCGCCCAUCGAUCAUGGAUGAUGAUGAGAUAAGUUGUCACGUACCUCAAACUGUUCUCAGCGAACAGCCAAACGAUACUCUAUACUGCCACACGCUAAUCAAAAUGAUGCAAAUGGCAUCAACUGUCAAAAAGCGGCUUGCGAGUGCGCGUGCUCUCCGGCAGCCGACCGAGCAGCUACUUCAAACCGUUCGCAAUCUGAAGCAGGAUCUCUCAGAACUCAAGCGCUCGGUGAAGCAGAAUAUUUUUCUUGACAGCGCGAUCGAUGUCACUCGACUACCCGGUGGUCUUACCUUACGCCAGGCACAAUCACUUCAAUCCCAUUAUUUCUGUCUGGUGCUAGACAUUAACACCCCUUUAACCUAUCCGUGGCUAGGAAUCUCUGCCUACCUAGAGGAUAAUAUGGAAGUUGCUUCCCAGGUGCAUGCGGCCUAUGACGAUGUGGCCAGGGUUUCGCGUUCUGCUAUCCUGGCCACCAGACAGAUAAAUGUCGACGGCGGCUGCUCUGCCUUAAUUGCACGAUACGCACCAUUAUACAGUUUCGUCAACCUCUUCAUUCACAUUUUAAGGGGUACUAAUCUGCCCACUGUUCAAUCAGAUUUAUUGUUGUUAGAUGUUGCAUUGGGUUACUUCUCAAACCUCGAAUUUGUUACCAGUCUCCGGCUGCCACGACUUUUUGUGCGAGAGAUGUGCCACUUUGCCCGCCUUGCUGUAGAGCACAAGGGCGACAGCCGAGAGGGCAAUCUUGAGCAAACAAUCAAUGGGGACAACGAGGCCAAUGAUGCUCCCCAAGAUGCAAGUCUAACGACUGUCUCGGUAGACCAAUACUACACAAGUACUCUUCCUUUAUCCGAGCAGGAUUUCUCUGGCUUUCUUUUGGAUGAAGAUCUUGAAGCGUGGAGCACGCUUAUCCCGCUCGAGGAGGUGUCCGGUCUAAUGUUUUGA